CAGCACCAGCGCCACACCGGGGCUGAGGAGUGGGUGAAGAGGAGCGAUCACCACCACCACCACCACCACCAGGAAAAAAUAUCAGGAGCCAUAAAAUGCACGGACUACAAGGGUCCAAUUUGACUCGUCAGUAAGACGCUUUCGCGUUUCGAGGGUUUGGUCCUGGCGAGGUCUUUUGGAGAACUCGAGUUUAAGACGAUGGAGGUCCUCUGUCAGGCCGAGCUUUCUGGUUUUUAGCCAGUCGGCUGCAAAUCCAGGGAUGGCUAGCUGAGCUAACCUAGCCAGCUAACAAUUAGCCUGUCCAUUUAGCUACCCUGCUCACUGGAGACUCGGUCUGUGAGAGGAUACCUGCUCUGAGCGUAAUUGUGAAGGUGUAGUUUAAUUCGGGUUGUUUCGAGGCUUACUGUACGUCGAGUGUGGCAGACGGGUGGGAAAGCCUUUCUGCUCGUACAGUGGAUGGACAGUUUGACGGGCGCUCGUUGUCAUUGCGCGGGCGUACGGUGUUGGUUUCGGGGCGGCUAGGCUUGAGCUCGGCCGGGCAACCAGCGGAGGGGGAUUGUACAGAUGUGGCAGUGGCAGCCAGUUGUGUCCCGCUGUCUCUGGGACCGAAGUUGGUAGUUUGAAAUUAUAAAAGCGUUUUUUAAAUGAUCCUUACGGGCUAACCAGCUACGCGGGGAAGGGAUUAAAAAAGUGUUGGCACGCUGAAAAAUUCAUCAACUUGACACAUUAGCUUGGUGGUUAACAUUAGCAGCGUUUAGCUCAGAAACUAACAUCAUCUCUUUUGGAAAGUGCAUGAAAUAAAAUGGUUAUGUGCACGUUUGCUAGUCAUCCUAAGAAGUUUGCAGAUAUGUUGCGUUGCACAUUUUCUGUGAUCGGCUGUCAGUCCCUGUAGCCUGAGGAUUUACACAAGACUUUGACUAAGCUGUCAAAUAUUUGACACUUGACAGCAGUUAUACCAUCAACAAGGAAGGCCACAUUCUGCAGCAAGCUCGGUUAUCAGUGUUUGGAAAAUAAUUUGCAGAAAACGGACUGUUGCUCAGAGUGGUUUUGUUUUUAUUUAUUUGCUACUUUGUGUGUGAGGUGUAGCCCGGCAACCCCUUGUCAGACGGGCUUUUCAGCUCAUGCGGUGAUGACUUUAGACUCCAUGAUGGCUUGUUGCCUGAGUGAGGAGGCGAAGGAGUCCAAACGAAUCAACGCUGAGAUCGAGAAACAACUCCGGCGAGACAAGAGAGAUGCAAGAAGGGAGCUGAAGCUUCUUCUGCUGGGUACUGGAGAGAGUGGCAAGAGCACUUUCAUCAAGCAGAUGAGAAUAAUCCAUGGCUCGGGCUACACAGACGAAGACAAGAAGGGCUUCACCAAACUGGUGUACCAGAACAUCUUCACCUCCAUGCAGGCCAUGAUCCGUGCAACUGAGACCCUUAAGAUCCCAUACAAGUACGAACAGAACAAGAAUAAUGCACAGCUGGUGCGCGAGGUGGACGUGGAGAAGGUGUCAUCAUUCGAUCAGCCAUACAUCGGCGCGAUAAAGAUGCUGUGGGCCGACCCUGGCAUCCAGGAGGCCUAUGAUCGCAGGAGAGAGUACCAGCUCUCUGACUCAACCAAAUAUUACCUUAGUGAUUUAGAACGAAUAGCAGCAUCGGGGUACGUGCCCACUCAGCAGGACGUGCUGCGGGUUCGAGUGCCUACCACCGGCAUCAUUGAGUACCCAUUUGACCUGGAGAAUAUUAUCUUCAGCUAUCUAAGUGAUCUGGAUCGUAUUGCUGAACCAUCCUAUCUACCAACCCAACAAGAUGUGCUUAGGGUUCGCAUCCCAACCACUGGGAUCAUAGAAUACCCUUUCGACUUGCAAAGCAUCAUUUUCAGGAUGGUGGAUGUGGGGGGUCAGAGGUCAGAGAGGAGGAAGUGGAUCCACUGCUUUGAGAACGUCACCUCCAUCAUGUUCCUGGUGGCGCUCAGUGAGUACGACCAGGUCUUGGUGGAAUCAGACAACGAGAAUCGUAUGGAGGAGAGUAAAGCUCUGUUCAGGACCAUCAUCACAUAUCCCUGGUUCCAAAACUCCUCCGUCAUCCUCUUUCUCAACAAGAAGGACCUGCUGGAGGAGAAGAUCAUGUAUUCUCACCUGGUUGACUACUUCCCAGAGUUUGAUGGUCCCCAACGGGACGCUCAGGCGGGUCGAGAGUUCAUCUUGAAGAUGUUCGUGGACUUGAACCCAGACAGUGACAAGAUCAUCUACUCCCAUUUCACAUGCGCCACCGACACGGAGAACAUCCGCUUCGUCUUUGCAGCUGUCAAAGACACCAUCCUGCAGCUCAACCUCAAAGAAUACAACCUGGUGUGAAGGAGAAACGGAAAGAGGGAGAGGGUUUGAGAGAGAGGGUGUGAGAGAGAGCAAGCCCCACACACACACACAGAUGCACAUACACAUACAAUGCAGAGUCCACUUCUAGAAACACACGCAUCUGCAUGAAAAUACACUGCUGCUCAAAGAGAUAAGCAUUGCUUCUUAUUUUACCAGACCAACACUACCCACGCUCUGUCCUCUCAGUCCACUUAGCUCCUCAGUUUGUUGGUUAGCCCAUUUUUUGUUUGUUUUUUUUAAAGAAUCUGUUUUGUGGGUCAAUGAAUUGCUCCUCUUGCACAAACGCACAUGAACACACACUCAAAUAUAACACUCCCUCCAUUUGUUCCCCCCUCUUUGAGGUUUCGGUCUGCUCCGGGGCUCCUCUUGGUCCUCUUUAGGCCCUUGGCGUGGCUCACAUUUUUUCUUUCUUUACACUACAUUAUCACCAGUGCUUGUGUGUAUGAGGUGGGUAGAGGGCCUUCUCUGGCUAGAGUAAGCUUUUUAUGGACAAAGGGCUCUCUCCCCUUCUUAUUUAACCCAUGCAUGCUAUACACUACAGAAUGAGGGCGUGAGGACAGGCGGCGGACCCUGGACUCUGCCCCAUCUGCAAAGGGUAACUAAUUAUGAUGAUAGGAAUAUAUUUUCAGGCAGUGCUGGGGUGCAGUGAAGUACUUGGUUCCCCCGCGGGUCUCGACUUGUGUAUUUGAAUUUUUAUUUGUUAACCCUGCCCCCAAACCAGAGCACAGGAGCUCUGAUGAAUGUAAAUAAAGUUUUCAUGCUGCUCACACAGAGUGAGGGCUACACAGAGACGACUACACAUUCUUUGUAGACUUUAAAUAUUUUCAGCUAUAUUAAUUUCUUGGUUAUAUUAUUGCUACUAUUCGUCUCAACUUAUAAUUGAAUUGAAUUGAUUACACAGAGGAAUGCAACCCUGCAGAAAGAAUCACAGUAUAUUCUUUAUACACUGCCCCUCAUUUUAACAUAGAUCAUGAAACAAAAAAUUAGGAGACAACACUUCAAGUAUUUCCAUACUGUAUAUCAACACCCCUGUUAUUUUGUGUUGUAUUGCCAAAAUUCAAACCACAUAACAGUUGUUCUGUAAAUAUGAUUACGUUGCCAGUAUCCUGUUCAUCCUUCAAGUGGUUCAGAUACCAACAAACAUAUUUGGGAACUGGUAUUGCCAAAAUUAAGUGCAAAUUUUCUCUCAUGUUGGAUCAUUCAGAUGUUGAUGGCAUAACGACUCACUUUGUGUGGCAUUUCUUUCAUGUCGACAGUUGUCUGAAUCACACAUGUAUUAGUACUGUGAUUUAUUUUCUUUGUUUCCUUUUGAUGGUGAGAAUAAUCUUCCUGUGCACAAUGUGUGAAUGAUGAUACCAGAUUAGUAACAGUGCAAUAGUCAGUUGUAGAUGAAAUAAAGCUUUUUGCGCUGCCAGCUAGCUUCAGUCACAAGUUGGUCUCGAUCAUCCAAAUGGCUUCUCUCAGUAAUCAACCUUAUUUUGCCAUUGUAUUCGGCCAACGUUUCAUAAACUAUAGUGAGAGAGUAAAUAGUAAACAAUAGCGAGAGAGUAAAUAGUUCUUUUUUUGUAUGUCUAAUUUAUCAAUCAGAUCUACGUAUUGUUGACACAGUAAAUGAGACUUCCUCCCUAGUUUCAGCGCAAAGUUUUUCCAACCUUAGGAGAUGGGAGGAGAUUUUAUACUGCUGUAAAAUAUCAAAAACUAUUUUAUGGACAAGUGUUCUAUCUUUCUAAUGAUACUUCAUAUAUUUAGUUGUUGCAGUUCUGUUUUGAGAUGCUUGACAAUGGAAAAAAAAACACUGUUUCCAUGUCAGGUUUGUGCUUUAUGCAAAUAGGAAAAUGAAAACAGACAAAAAACUUAGUGGUUGAAUAUUUACUGUUCAAGGAUGCUUGCAUUUUUUUGUAAUUUUUAAGGAUAUGUGUUGGCUAUUGGUACCAAUCCCAUAUCGUGUCUCUUGCCUGAUAGUUGUUUAAAUAUUCCAUUAAGCUGAAAAGUUGAUAGAUGGCUAUUUUUGUCUUCACAAUGUAAUUCAGGUAAGUUUUCAUAACUUUUUCAUCACAAGGGCUACUACUAGCAGCUUUGGUAGAAAUGAAAGGACUCUAUGGACGACAUAGAGCACAAAGUUGAAAUUAAUUAAUGAGGGCGGGGACUGGGGGUGCGGGGUGGGGUGGGUGUGUUGACAUCCCGUGGAAGGGUGAUGGCCGCAGGUUCAGUGAGGGAGGAAUGCAGCAGUCCACAGAUGCCUACGCGACAUUCCCGAGGGGGAAGUCUGGCGGCUGUUUGGCUCUUUGUUCUUUUUUUUUUUCCUUUUUCUUUUUUUUUCAGAGGAGGAGAAAGGCUAACGUCAAAAGAAGUGGGGUUUCCCAAGGUGCAAAAAGCACCUGUUUUUUUUUUUAGCUGUCGCACCUAAACAUCCUUUUUCUCUUCUUAAUAAUUGUGUGCUGAUUAUCUUGGCUUUACGACAAUUCCUACUAUGUAGUCAUGCAUAUUUGGCUUAUCUUCUCAUUGGUAGUGUUUCCAUGGUGGACUUUGGCAUUGCCUGUGUUGGAGUCAGGAAAUAAAGGGAGUGCUGGGACAUUUUGACCUUUUUGUGCACAUUAAAAAAAGGAGUCAGGUUAAUGAAAUGAUUACCUAUCUUAAAUUGUUUGCCUAAGGGUUUUACACGUCAGAUUUUCUUGUGAGUUUUCUCUAGAAAAGCAGUGUGUUCUACCUUCUCAGCCUUGAUUUUAGUUGGAUGCACCCUGUGAGAGUAAUCUUCACAACUCUCAUGCAAAUGUGUACACUGUUGAUAGUACAUUUAGACCUUGCACAUUCUGAAACGCUUUAUGAAGGAAGGACGUGUAUAUUUUUGCCAAGUGCCACCAUUUUUUUUUAAUGUGUUGAAACAGCAUUUGAGAUGUUGAAAGGCUCUGAGUCUGUCAGAGCAAGUUAAGUCUAGCUUUGAUCUUGUUUAUUCAGCUUGUACUGGUAAAUGGUUUAUCUUUGGUGCUUCAGUCAACAUUUAAAGGCCUUUUCUUGAGCAGUUUGUCCCAUGUUUAGGGUGAUGCUUCACACACUCGCUCUUUGAACAGAGGUUAAUUUUGUGGGUGCCACAUAUUCAGCACACGUUUUAGUUUGAAAGAGCUUAUGUAUCUUGAUAUGAGAAUGAAUAAACCAACUGACAGAUUUUGGCUGAGUUUAGUGUUCUGCUUCACAACAUGGUGACGUUUAUUUGUGUUUUUAAAAUUCUCAGCCUGAGCUGUGGCUUACCACUUUUAAAGGCAGGUGUGUGGUCCCUUCCACUUCGUACUCAUGUAGAUGAUUUGUUGUCUAGCGAAUUGAUUUUAAUAGACUGCUGUGAGGAACAAACAUGAAGGUGACCACUCAAGGGACCAGUGUCGGCACGAUGAUGCAGUCUUUUAAAAAACAUUUGUUGCAUCAGUUUUCACUUUAUGCCUUGUCUGGUUAUGACGGCACCAGAACCAACACAGGAAAAUGUCAGAUGUCUCCACUACCAGUGAUUAGAGUCGGAGCAGAGCUGCGUCAGUUAUUUAAAAUCCUUUCCAUUGGUUUGUACCAUAUUUGCUUUAUCUGCAUAGAAUGCAAGUUUGUGCAACAGUUCAGUACAAAACAUUGUACCAAGCAAAAUAAAUCAGCAACAGAGAGGAUAUCAGAAAUGUUAAAUUUUAUAUUGACUGGACCCAAACCUGUGGUAAAAUCAUUACAGCUUUUGUUAAUCCACUGCUACAUUAUGGUUUUGUUUUUUCCAGAUGAAGCUUGUGUGUUAAGCCUCAGUAUUAAUGUAUUUAUUGAAACACUUGCCAAGUGAAGGUACUGAAAUGGCCAUUAUAAUAUUUUUGGUGGUUAUAAUAACGAGUGAGUGAUUAUGCUGUGUGUUUACAUGUCCGCCAUUCUCCGCUCUCUGUUUUAUUCUUUCUUCCCUUACUUGAUUGGACUGUGUAUUCUUUCCCUGGGUCGAAGGCACUGAAACUGCACCACUUCAAUGGGCCUGCAUUCAUGCAACUUAGAUGUCCAUUCAAGCGUGCUCGUUGGUACUCUAAGGUGUGUGUGUGUAUGUGUGCGUGUACACUUUUGAUGGCUAUUGCUUAUGCUUGAGAUCCAUUCUGGUUAGAGGGAUGGACGUACAGUGAUAUUAAAAGCUAUCUUUGCAUCUUUUUAUUUUAUUUUUUUCUUUUGUAAGGUUGACACACCUUAACAUGUGUACUUAGGACCACUUAAGAUGACAGACUUUUUUAAAAGAGUUCAAAUAAACUUUGUGUAGUGGUGUACAAAUUGAAAGUAAUGUAUUUUUGUUUGAUUUUUUUCUUCUUUUUUUAAGUAUACCAAAUGUAAAUUAUGUACAAUGAGUGUGCCAAUCCCCUUUCUUUGUAAAGCCAGACUCUUAACAAGUGCCAAUGUUGUGAAAAAUCAGAGGGCCUGUGAAUUUCAUGGUCCAGUUUUUAAAACAAAUAAACACUAAGUAUGUGAUUAAUUAACAAAAAAAGGACAAUUUUAUUCUAUAUUUAAGAUUAAUGAUGAACUGCUGUUUUUAAGAUAAAUGUCAUUUUAAUUGCAUGUGUUUGUCAGGUUGGGGAGGGAGUGGGUGGGUUAGAUACUGUAUUCAUGCAACGCCCUCAUGAAAAGGGUCCUAAUGGUUAUUGAUUUACAGUAUUUUAGCCAUAUUUCUCUUUUGUAUGUUUCAUUUCAACCACUGUUGCCUGAACCUCAUUCAAACAUGAAAAUGAUUUUCAUAGCCUUCUCCUUUAAAUGUUUUAAAUUGGAAUAAAAUAUGUUCCUAUACUCUC
Messenger RNA from Lates calcarifer (barramundi perch), 7140 nucleotides. RefSeq names its product guanine nucleotide-binding protein G(q) subunit alpha. Lineage: Eukaryota; Metazoa; Chordata; Actinopteri; Centropomidae. Gene Ontology annotation, biological process: phospholipase C-activating dopamine receptor signaling pathway; adenylate cyclase-modulating G protein-coupled receptor signaling pathway; action potential. The coding region runs from base 1130 to 2338 and encodes 402 amino acids. Gene Ontology annotation, molecular function: guanyl nucleotide binding; G-protein beta/gamma-subunit complex binding; G protein-coupled receptor binding. Gene Ontology annotation, cellular component: heterotrimeric G-protein complex. The record is from RefSeq and is a predicted model, not a curated record. The transcript is spliced from 8 exons.